This is a messenger RNA of Zymoseptoria tritici IPO323, 855 nucleotides long. RefSeq lists its product as uncharacterized. Gene Ontology annotation, molecular function: oxidoreductase activity. The record is from RefSeq and is a predicted model, not a curated record. Lineage: Eukaryota; Fungi; Ascomycota; Dothideomycetes; Mycosphaerellales; Mycosphaerellaceae. The transcript has a single exon. The coding region runs from base 24 to 815 and encodes 263 amino acids.
CACAAAAACAACAGCUCGACACCAUGCACGUCAAAGACCGCACCUUCGUUAUCACCGGCGGCGCAUCCGGGCUCGGACUCGCAACAGCAGAAGACCUCCACCAACAUGGCGGGUACAUCGCCAUCCUGGACAUGAAUCCCGAGAACGGCGAGAAAGUCGUGAAGAGCAUCGGUGGUGACCGCGCCAAGUUCUUCGAAGUCGAUGUAACCGAAACGGAAAGUCUAGAGGCUGCCGUCAAGUCCGUGGUGGAGUGGACCAAGCAGACAUCGAAGCCCGUUGGCGGCGUUAUUCCGGCUGCUGGUGUUGGACGUCCUGGAAAGCUGCUGGAUAGGAACUUGAACCCCAUCAAGAUGGAGGCGUUGGACUGGGUGAUCGACAUCAAUUUGAGGGGCGUGCUGAACACAAUUCGCCUGGUCCUACCUCACAUGGCUCGCAACGAGCCCAUCGGCGAGGACAACGAACGGGGAGUUAUCGUUAUGGUGUCCUCAUCCUCUGCCUUCGAGGGCCAAGUCGGACAACUCAGCUACGCCGCGACAAAGGGAGCCAUCCGAAGCAUGACCUUGGUCCUCGCACGAGAUUUGGCACCCAACGGAAUCCGCGCCAUGUCGAUCGCACCCAGUCUGUUCAAGACGGCCAUGAGCGACCAGCUUUCGCCCAAGGUACUGCAAGCUCUUGUAUCGGCGACUGAAUACCCUAAGCGACUGGGAAAUGCGAAGGAGUUUGCCAUGAUGGUCAGGCAGUGCAUCGAGAACCCCUACCUGAACGGAGAGUGCGUAAGAUUGGAUGGCGCAGUCCGCAUGCCGGCAAAGAUGUAGUAUAGUGUAUAGCAUUGGGUAUCUCGAGUACGCGGGGAGG